UAUUCAAUUAUUUAUUUAACUACACGAAGGAGAGCGAUCUCUCUCUGUCUCUCUCUCUCUCUCUCUCUGAAGAGAACGAUGGUGAUGAUGCUGUGUUCUUGUUAGGGUUUGAUCCACAUUGCGUUUGCGAGGUCCUAUUUCACAUCCAGGUUUUUAAUUGGAUUCCUACUUAGGGUUUCGCACUUUUUUUCUUUCCCUUUUCUCUCGAUCUAGGGUUUAUGAUCUCAUGUUCCCAACUCGUUUUCGCUAAUUCAGGAAACCAUCUCUUUUAAUUGCUUGAUUUUCGAUUAGGAUAAGGAUUUUCAGGGAUCACGUGCUCUUCUUUUCAUUCAAUUACUCAAAUACGUUUUGAAUGUUUUUGCACCUCGGAGGAAGAGAGAAGAAUACUGUUAUUAGUAUUACUCGCUCAAUAAAGUUUAGUUUUUUUUGGUUGAGAGCAAAUUGUUGACGAUAGAACUGAAAUUAGUCUAUUGGGUAUGAGACAAGUGCACCCAUCACUGGGUUAUAUCAUUUUUUGCGUUAAAAUUUGGAGGAUAAGACUUGAUUCUUCUUGCUUCUGAGAGUUUUGGUUUAGAGAUUGCUGUGUGGGAGAAAAUUUUGUUGUCUAGUUGAUAUGUGCGGUAGUUGGAAUUUCAUCUUAUGGCACCAACUGUUCCCAUAGAUUUUGCUGGGCAAAAGGAAUCUAGGAAGUACUCUCAUUCGCAAAUCAUGGGGAAAUCUCGAAAAUAUUCUAAAGGUCAUGCUACUGGUUUUGUUCCUGAGUUCCGUCAUGUUGUAGAGACUAUGGGUGAAUCGGAUGGGUUGGGUAGCUCGGGAAGGGUUGAGAUGGAGCCGGCGGCAUCGGCAGAUUCCUAUGCACCGAACAGGAAAUGCGCUGGUUUGAAGAGUGAUGGUUGUUAUGGUAGUUUUGAUGUACCUUAUCAACUAUUCUCGUUGUCUAAAAUGUCAGCUAUGGAAAGAAGGGAUUUGAAAUUGAGAUUAACUUGGGAACUUGAUCAAGUGAGGAAACUUCAGAAGAAAAUGGAUGGUAUGAAUUCAACCAUUAUUGGAUUAUCUCCGUCCAGUGACAUAAGGAGCUGCAGUGUGGGACAGAAAAGGCCUCAGCUGGAGAGCCAAUACAGUUUACUGCAGGCAUCAGUGCCACAUGGUAAGAAAAGACCUCUGCCAGGACGUAGUGGUCCCAAGACAAAAAAAAGUAUGUCUGGGCGUUUUGAAUAUCCGAAACCUGCUGCACCAAUGGAUUCAUAUGAUACAUUGAUGAAACAGUGCGAGAAUUUACUUAACCGUUUGAUGUCUCAUCAAUAUGGUUGGGUCUUUAAUAAACCAGUUGAUCCUGUUGCAUUGAACAUUCCCGAUUAUUUCAAUGUCAUCAAACAUCCAAUGGAUUUGGGAACUGUGAAGAGUAAACUUACAUCUGGUAAAUAUUCAAAUCCCAUGGAUUUUGCUGCUGAUGUGAAGCUGACAUUCUCAAACGCAAUGACUUAUAAUCCACCUGGCAAUGAUGUGCAUAGCAUGGCAAAUACUCUUAAUAAAGCCUUUGAAACAAAAUGGAAGUCCAUCGAGAAGAAAAUUCCUUUCAUUGAUCACCGUGUCUCAUCCGAGCUUUCAAAACAUACACACAUAGAAACUGAAAUUUUUGACCCAAUCCCCCCCAUAAAAAAGAAGAAAAUGGCACCAAUUAACACUAAUACCACCAAGCCAGAACCUGUCAAAAGAAUCAUGAGUGACAUGGAGAAGCAAAAAUUGAGUCAAGAGUUGGAGGAGAUGCUUGGAGAGUUGCCUGAAACCAUUUUGGAUUUUUUGAAAGAGCAAAGUCACAAUGCAGGGCAAACCAAUGAUGAUGAAAUUGAGAUUGAUAUUGAUACUCUUAGUGAUGAUACCUUAUUCAAAUUGCGGAAGCUUCUUGAUGAUUAUAUGCUGGAGAAGCAAAGGUUCCAGCCAAAAGCUGGACAGUGUGAAAUGGAGAUUCUUAAUGAAUCUGGGUUUAGCAAUUCAUCGAUGCAACCUUCUAAAGGCAAUGAACUGGUUGAAGAGGAUGUUGACAUUAUUGGUGGGAAUGAUCCUCCUAAUUCAAAUUAUCCUCCACUAGAGAUUGAAAAAGAUGGAGCUAACAGAAACAGUAAAUGCAGUAGUUCAAGCAGCUCUAGUAGUGAAUCUGGCUCAUCAUCCAGUGGUUCGUAUUCAGAUUCAAGUAGUUCAUCUGGUAGUGAGUUAGAUACUGCUAAAGCGUCAGAACCUCUUAGUUCUAAGGUGAUUGGGGAAAAUAUAGGUCCUGGCUUGACGUAUGAUCAAAACAGGGGGGAUCCUGGUAAUCCAGUAACUGGAAAUGAUUCAACUAACCUGGGUAGCCAGGUUGACCAGAGUUUGGAGACUAAGACAAUUACUAUUGAAUCAGAAAGCCACCUAGAUGGGGAGAGUGCUGCGUCUAAGAGGCAAGUCUCUCCGGAAAAGCUCUACCGCGCAGCUUUAUUAAGGAGCCGGUUUGCUGACACCAUAUUCAAAGCUCAAGAGAAAGCCCUUGAAAAGGAUGAUAAACGCGACCCUGAAAAGCUUAGAAUAGAGCGGGAAGAGCUUGAGAGAAGGCAGAAGGAAGAGAAAGCUCGGCUGCAAGCAGAGGCAAAGGCUGCAGAAGAGGCUCGUAGGAAAGCUGAAGCAGAAGCUGAAGCUGAAGCCAAAAGAAAGAGGGAACUGGAGAGAGAAGCAGCCCGCCAGGCUUUGCAAAAGAUGGAGAAAACUGUUGACAUCAAUGAGAGCUGUCAAUUUUUGGAAGAUCUAGAGAUGCUAAGUGCUGUACAUGAUGAAAAUACACCAAGUUUCAAAGAGGAAGCGAGCCCAGAUGAUCAUCAAAAUGGAUUUGGGGGGAUCAGGCUGCAGGGAAAUCCCUUGGAGCAGUUAGGAUUGUACAUGAAGGUUGAUGAUGAAGAUGAGGAGGAAGAACUGCCUCAGAGUGCUGCAGAGCCAUCGAAAGAUGUAGAAGAAGGAGAAAUUGAUUGAUGUAUCAUUUGAAAAAAAAAUAUGAACAGUUGCUGGCUAUGGUUGAUGCUGGCUCCACACUAGGAAGUUUGAGGACGGGAUAGUAUAAACUUAGAAAAGGGCUGAAGCUUGGAUUUGGCUUUUCUUUGUUCUGAUUAAAUUCCACUUUCACUUGGAAAAUGGUUUCUGAACAUGUCGAAUAGCUAGCGUGCAGUUCCCAUUUAUUGAAGGGCUUUGGUAUCUGGAUACUGAUUUGCCCAGUUUUGCCUGUAAAGAACUCAUUUGUAAUGAGUUCUAUGCCCAAGCUUGAGUUAACUUCACUCACAUUGUACAAUAUGUUAGAUCCGAGGUAGAAUCAAUUCUUUCUAUUUAUUGACA
Messenger RNA from Lathyrus oleraceus (garden pea), 3351 nucleotides. RefSeq names its product transcription factor GTE10. NCBI's taxonomy places the organism in Eukaryota, Viridiplantae, Streptophyta, Magnoliopsida, Fabales, Fabaceae. The record is from RefSeq and is a predicted model, not a curated record. The transcript is spliced from 10 exons. Gene Ontology annotation, molecular function: protein binding. Bases 640 to 2994 code for a protein of 784 amino acids.